Lactuca sativa (garden lettuce) is the source of this 735-nucleotide messenger RNA. RefSeq lists its product as uncharacterized. Lineage: Eukaryota; Viridiplantae; Streptophyta; Magnoliopsida; Asterales; Asteraceae. The record is from RefSeq and is a predicted model, not a curated record.
AUGGCUAUUGUUUUGCGUUAUGUCGAUAGUCUUGGCUUUGUGAAAGAAAGAUUCAUAGGAUUAGUGCAUGUGAAGGAUACAUCUUCUUUGACACUCAAAAACGCCAUAAAUGAAAUAAGAGGACAAGGUUACGAUGGGGCUAGCAAUAUGCGGGGGGAAUUCAAUGAUUUGAAAGCUUUGAUAUUACAAGAGAAUGACACGGCUUUUUAUGUACAUUGCUUUGCACACCAACUUCAAUUAGUAGUUGUGGCUGUAGCAAAGAAGCAUGAUGGUGUUAGUGACUUUUUUGAGCAAAUUUCGUUGGUGGUUAAUGUUGUUUGUGCCUCGUGUAAAAGAAAAGACUUACUACGAGAGCAAGCAAGAGAAAGGGUGCAAAAAGGCUUGUGUAGUGGUGAACUUGAAACCGAAAGAGGGUUAAAUCAAGAGACAACACUUGUUCGAGCGGGAGAAACAAGAUGGGGUUCACAUUUCAAUACACUCACAAGCUUGAUGAAGUUGUUUGCGGAUGUUCUUGUAGUUUUAGAUUUUGUGAAAGAGGAGGGAGGAUCAUUGGCAAACGGUCAACAAGCAUCUGAAAUCUUAGCAUAUUUUAAAUCAUAUGAGUUCAUCUUUUACUUACAUAUGAUGUAUGACAUUUUACACCUCACGGGUACAUUGUCAAAGCAACUUCAAAGAAAAGAUCUAGACAUUUUAGAAGCGGUUUCGAUGGUUAGAGGGACAAUGGAGGCAUUCUAA